UACCAACUAAACCCAGAAUUCAGUUGUCCUUCUCUUUCCUACUUCAAAUUAUCACUCUAUGUGUUAGAGAAAACAGGAACAACCAAAACAAAUGGUGAAAAUCUGUCAAACCUGUGGAGAUAAAGGUUUGUCUAAAUAUUUAAUUUAUUGUACCGAAUGUUGGGACACAGUUGAGCACAUGUAUUGUGUAGGACUAUCUCCUGAUGAUAUAUGUGAAGAUUUCAGUUGGAUAUGUAACUCUUGCCAAUCAGCAGAUGAAAUACUGGCAAAAACGAUAAAGUACGGGGAAGAAGAAAUGACCCAAUUUGCUGGUUGCAGUCCAUUGGGAAUUUCAGAUCUUGCUCUACUUGAUGCAAGUGCAAUCCCAGUGGUUGGUCCGAUUUGGAGGGGAGUUUUCAAUACCAGUGGGAGUUCCUCUGGAAGUUGGAAAGGUCUGGAAGCCUUUAUGCCAAAGACUUCAUAUUCAAAAGUUGUCAAUAUUGUACGAGCAUUGCAACCCUCUCUUUAUCUCCACCUGGAGAAAAGGGAUAGCCUGUGGCCUAAGAAUUUUGAUGAAUUGGGGGCUGCUGACUGCAAUAUUGGAAUUUACAUCCUUCCUCAAUUCUCCAGCUUUGAUGACAGGAGUGAGGCGGAUUACAACAACCUGGUGGAAUACAUGAUAUCAAAUGACCUUGCUCUGACAGCCACCAUGGCCAACUUAAAGCUGAUGGUUUUUACUUCUCUCGAGAUAACGGCUCCUGAGAAACAAAAAAUCCAAGGGAUGUACUAUCUUUGGGGAGCGUUUGAAAAAGUAUCCGGUGAACUUCCAUCCAAAAGGUACAAGCCAAGUGUAGCUAAAAGUAGGAUGGGCAAAGGUUUAAGAGCAGUGGGCUGCCAAGAGAAACAAAGCAUCAGUCCUCGUACAAGAUUAAUGAAAAUUGGUACCAAUUCCGAGCAGCGGAUAGCGCUCAAGAAGACCAAAAAAGCAGUAUCUCUUCUAAAGCGUAUCUGGAUACCAUCAUUAAGGCCCGAAUGCAAGAGAGCUAGGAGUAAAAAAUGUAAGAAGUUAAUAGCUCGACCAAGCAAUGACCAGGAAGCUGAUCAGACAUACAACAAACCAAGCCAAGCUGAAACCUCCACAAUUCUAGAAGCUACUGAGGGAGAAGUAUGUCUACCUCAAGAGAAUGCUAGGCUGCUUAAUGAUACAACUGAUAUGUCAGAGAAUGUUGUAAACAUAAACGCCUCAGUCGAGGGUAGAUCAGCCGGCCAAGGUCCUGAAGAACUUGUUUCUCCUUUGAUCACGUCUGUAAAAGAGAGAUCAGAAAACCACGAGGCCUUGAGUAUACGUGAUGUUUCCUGCUGUCCUACUCUUGCAAAGCCUCUCAAGAGUCUCAACUUAGAGGGGAAUGCUGAGAAGACCAUUUCAGAUAAGCCAAUGAUAGACCUAGUCAUAUUGGACCAGGAACCUGUCUGGUCUUCUAUACUAAGAGAGAAAGUUAAUGAUUAUGUAGAAGAUACUCAAAACAGAAUAAUUGAAAGGAAAACGGAGGCAGAGCAGGAAAUUGAUGAUUCAAACAGAGGCAAAGUCAGUGAGUGUAUAGAAGAUAAGCAAAACCAAAUCAUUGAAGGGGAAGAUCAGCCUAACCAGGAAGAUGGUCUAAAGCUGUUUGCUAUAUUGCUUCCAAAUCAAAAUGUGGAAUCACCACAGCUUCAAGCACAAGACAACAGUGUCAAUCUAGCUGCUAACUCUGAGAAUGGUACCUUUUCAAUCCCAUUGGUUGGUUAUCAAGAGGGUUUAGAGGUACACGAGCCCAAUGAGCCCAAUCCUAUAAGCAAUGGAGAAAACAAUCCUUGUAUUAAUGAUGAUCCAGUAGCUGAUCAACAGUAUAUUGUUGACGAAAAAGUUUUAAAUGCAAAUAAAGCCACUGUCAAUGAUGGUCUAACACUACUUCCUCCUCUGGAAAUUCAACACGAGACACAUUUGGAGAAGGGUUCAUGCAGUAUUCCUCCUGUUAUUGAUCUUGAAAAAGAAAAUUCAAGUCCUUUAUGUAUGCCUCCUGUUAUUGAUCUUGAAAAAGGAAAUUCAAGUCCUUCUAUUGCUUCUACUGAAGUGAUUGAGUUUGAUGAUGAAGAGACUACCAUAAGUGGGGCUGAGAACAUUAGAGAGGCAAGUGUAACGUCAAUACCGGUAUCCAUUUCAGAAAUGGCAGGUGAGUUCCAUGAGAUCAGCUCGAAUUGUGUUGGGGGUAGGUACAAUGUGAACGCUGAACUAGUCCCGAUUCUUAAAAGAAUUCUUGAAAAACAUGGGGAUAUUGCUUCACAUUGUAGAAUUCUGCCAAAGGUUCCACUGGAGAACAUCUGCAAGGUUGUUCAGGAACUUGAAUCAGUCCGGUUACGGGGUUUACGCUCCCAUCAUGUGAACCACCUGAAAAGUGUGCUGCAACUUGCUGAUGCUGUGGGAAUCGAUGUGGAAUGGCUUCGCAAAAGAUGUGAAGUUCUUGAGAAGUUCACUUGUGACUUGUCAGCUUAGUGAUUAUCCAACUCUGAAGAGUAAUCUGGCUCAAGCUGAAAAGGAUGUCCAACAUAAAGAAGAGAUGCUGAGUUCCAAAAGAACCAUAGUGGCGAACAUGCUAGCGGAAAUAAAGUCAGGUAGGUAGGUAGGUAUAUUCAAUAAAGUCAGGCAUUAACUCAGGUAGGUAGGUAGGUAUAUUCAGUUAACCACUAACUAUUUCUGAUAAUCAAUCACAAGUUUAUUACAAUAUUAACGUGUUAUGUAUAAUUUGUCUGCUGUUGUAAAGGCUAAUCCUAAAGUCAGUAACUCUCUGAUACCUCCAACUUUUGUGAUGGUUUUCUUAAUGUGACAUAUUGAAGCGAGGGUAACUUCAAAAUGAACCACUUCUCCUCAAUCAUAAGAACGUCUAUUUGCUGCAAUUCCAGCUCCUUUACUCACAUAUG
Spinacia oleracea (spinach) is the source of this 2934-nucleotide messenger RNA. RefSeq lists its product as uncharacterized. The record is from RefSeq and is a predicted model, not a curated record. Gene Ontology annotation, molecular function: histone reader activity. The coding region runs from base 92 to 2509 and encodes 805 amino acids. Gene Ontology annotation, biological process: negative regulation of transcription elongation by RNA polymerase II. The transcript is spliced from 10 exons. Lineage: Eukaryota; Viridiplantae; Streptophyta; Magnoliopsida; Caryophyllales; Amaranthaceae.